AUGCCCAAAUAUUCCUUCAUUCCUCCGUCCGGAGCAGCAGCGAGAAGCAGCGACAAGCGCGGCAGAGGCAGCGCCCCGAGGCUCAAGCGCAGCGCCCGGAGCGCACCUGGAGCCACAGAUUCCAUUGCUGAAAAGCCAGCGUGGAGGAAAACCCAGCGUGGGGGAAACACCAGAGUGGGUGAAAACUGUCCUGGCACUGCCCACCCCAGCCUGUGCUUCCCAGAUCUUUGUGCUGCUGCUGAGGGAUCCCCCUGGGCUGUGCCUGGCACCAUGGUGGGGCAGAGCCCUGGCGAGGGCAGGGCUGCUGUGCUCCUGCAGCCCUUCGUGCACCAGGUGGGCGGCCACACCAGCAUGCUGACCUACGACGAGCACACGGUCUGCAAGCCCCUGGUGCUGCAGGAGCUGAGCUUCUACGAGUCGCUGCCCCUGGCCAUGAGGCAGUUCACACCUCAGUACAAAGGCAUCGUGUCCGUGCACCUCAAGAAGGACAGCCUGGGCAACCUGACCCUGAUUGCCAGCCCCAGCCUGGGCCAGCAGGACAGCACUGGCGGUGACCCUGCUGUCACCUUGUGGCACAAAUGCAAGUGGAGCCACACCCAGGUCACCAAGACCUUCAAAGACAGCUGCCCUGGGAAGAUGCUUUUGAGGACAGACCUUCAGUACCACACAGAUUCCCUUCUGGAAGAGGCAAAUGGGAAGCAGCCGGAAAGGAAGAGCUACAACCCCUGGGGACUGCACUGUCACCGGCAGCACCUGAACCGCAUGUCCUCCAAGCACAACGAGAACAAACUCCAUCAGUUUCUCCUGCUGGAGAACGUGGUGUCCAAGUGCAGCUAUCCCUGCAUCCUGGACCUGAAGAUGGGCACUCGGCAGCACGGGGAUGACGCCUCGGAGGAGAAGAAAGCUCGGCACAUCAAGAAGUGUGAGCAGAGCACCUCGGCAUCGCUGGGAGUGCGCAUCUGUGGGAUGCAGGUUUACCAGGCAGACACGGGGCAUUUCCUGUGCAAAGACAAAUACUUUGGGAGGAAGCUGUCAGCAGAGGGGUUCAGGCAGACCCUGCGGCAGUUCCUGUGCACGGGGAACCAGCUGCGCACGGACCUGCUGGAGCCCAUCAUCCUGCGCCUCAAGGCCCUGCUGGCCGUCAUCAGGAAACAAAGCUCCUACAGGUUCUACUCCAGCUCCCUCCUCAUCAUUUACGACGGGCAGGAGCACAAGGAGAGCGCUGAUCAUCACCUCCCCUUCCCCAAAACUCACAGCACGAACCCCUGCAGGGUGGAUGUGAGGAUGAUAGACUUUGCCCACACCACCUUCAAAGGCUCCAAGAGCAACCCCAACUCCACCCUGUACGACGGGCCCGACCACGGCUACAUUUUUGGCCUGGAGAACCUGAUCAAAAUCCUUCAGAGCCUGUCAGAAGGGAAGUGAGAAUUUCUGUGAAAUGGCCUGGAUUUCCUAGUGACUGAUAGCCCUGAAAAUCCCGCCUGGGGUUGGCUGUGUGGGACCCUCUGGCUGCUGGAUAUGGCACGGAAUUAGCACGGAUAAAUCGGGAAGUGCUGAAAACUCCCCUUGUGCUGUCACUGAACUGAAGUGUGGAAACAGAGCUGGAGGAAUCUGCUCCCUCUGCCAUCCAUCAGAAGAUUUAUUUUCCUUUCUGGUUUUACUGUUGUCCUUGAUUUAUUUGUGAGCCAAAGAAAGCAUUACUUGGGAAGAGUCUUAAUGAUAAACCAGGAGCUGCUCGCCCCGCAGCCGAGCGGGUUUGGGGCAGGAAUGAACAGAUGGAGCUUCCCUUUGGAGCUUCCCUUCCUGCUCCUGCUCAGGUGGGAGGGAAAAACACCCUCCAACAUUCCCAGAGCCCCUGGUCGGGAUUCUCUGUGCACGUGUUCAGACCAAGAGCUGCACCUCUCCAAGCAUGAACAUCCCUGUGGUGUUAUAACAGGGGAUUUUCCAUGGAUUUUCUAGGAAAGAGGCUUCACUGGGGCUGGAAGCAUGGGAAUGCAAUGACUCUGUCAGGUACCAGCCACAAAAAUUCAUUCACAUCAAGGGAUUUUUGCUUAAAAAAAAAACAAAAAACCAAAAAAACAAACAAGAAAAAAAGAAAAGUGUGAGAUUGAGUCAGGAACUGGACGUCAAAGGUCACCCAGAAAUUCUUUGAGACAAAUACUGUGUGUGUGAAUGUGUGUGUGUGUGCGUGUGUGUGUUUGAAGGAGACAGUAACAAAAGACUCUAAAAAUAAUGUUUACAGCUUUUGUGGACUGAUUUUAUUAUUAUGACGGAACAAAUAUAAUUCCUUCCUGCAUGGUGUGGGAAAUCUGAAGAAGUUCUUGCACAAGGAAUGGAGCUACAGAACUCCGCUACCGGGGAGUGGGGAUAUAAAUAAAAUUGU
Messenger RNA from Sturnus vulgaris (Common starling), 2383 nucleotides. RefSeq names its product inositol hexakisphosphate kinase 3 (gene IP6K3). NCBI's taxonomy places the organism in Eukaryota, Metazoa, Chordata, Aves, Passeriformes, Sturnidae. The record is from RefSeq and is a predicted model, not a curated record. Gene Ontology annotation, cellular component: nucleus; cytoplasm. Gene Ontology annotation, biological process: inositol phosphate biosynthetic process; phosphatidylinositol phosphate biosynthetic process. Gene Ontology annotation, molecular function: inositol hexakisphosphate kinase activity.